UCGACCCACCCGUUUGGUCCAACCGGAACCCGCCACACACUUCUCUUCCACCUAACCCAACUCUCAAAAAUUGGGGAUUUUCCCCUUUGUUGUUCUUCAAUUAGAAAAACUAGGGUUUCUGAAAGAACAAUAAUUAAGAGCAGGAUUUUGCAGUUUACAAGGAUGCAGCAACCACCAUCCAUGAUGCCAUCUUUUCCUUCUGCUAAUAUCACUACUGAGCAGAUUCAAAAGGUAUUUCUUUAUAUUUUCAGGUGUCAGGAUUCUUGUGGUAAAAUGGGUUUUGUUAUGUGAUGCAGUACCUAGACGAGAACAAGACAUUGAUUUUGGCCAUAUUGGACCAUCAAAAUCUUGGGAAACUAGCUGAAUGUGCACAGUACCAGGCUAAACUUCAGAAGAACUUGAUGUACUUGGCCGCUAUUGCUGAUGCUCAACCACAAUCACCAGCUAUUCCAACGCAAAUGGCUCCUCAUCCUGCAAUGCAGCAAGGAGGAUUUUACAUGCAGCACCCUCAAGCUGCAGCGAUGACUCAACAACAGGGUAUGUUUACUUCGAAGAUGCCACUGCAGUUCAACAACCCCCAGCAACUACACGAUCAGCAGCAGCUUCAACAUCAACAACUACAGCGACAGCAGCAAGGUAUGCAACUUGGAGGUGCCAACAGUGGAAUGCACUCCAUUCUUGGUGUUACAAGUAAUGUUAGCCAGCUUACAACUUCAGGUGCCCGUGAUGCACGUAGAGGAAACAAACAAGACAACUCUGAAACUGAUCCUUCGGGUGCUGAUGGUCAGGCUAGCUCGGUCACUGCCCAAGUCUCAGAAGAACGCAAGUGAUGAACUUUUCAAUAAUGUACAAUAUGUCCACUAAGGACAGUUCAUAAUAGGGGUUUAGAACUAGUGUUGUAUGUCAUGCUUUUCAUGAUGUGUUACAGAGAGAGGGUUAGGUAUGUUGUGUUUUCCCAGAGCUCGUUCGAGUUAACCAACGUGUAGUUUAGAGGAAGAAAGCUUGUUUAGUUUGUGUAACCACUGCUUGUAAUUCUGUAACAACAUAGAACUGUUGCUGUUUCUAUCUGAAUAGUAUUGUGUUGUAGUUUUUCAGUCAUCCUUGAAGGAUCUUGAAUGUUUCAACCUUAAACAAAAAUAAAAGGGAAAAGGGUCUGAUAUA
Molecule: messenger RNA, 1161 nt
Organism: Solanum pennellii
Lineage: Eukaryota; Viridiplantae; Streptophyta; Magnoliopsida; Solanales; Solanaceae
Product: GRF1-interacting factor 3-like
Exons: 4
Coding region: 291-830 (179 amino acids)
Biological process (GO): leaf development; cell population proliferation; positive regulation of transcription by RNA polymerase II
Cellular component (GO): nucleus
Molecular function (GO): transcription coactivator activity
Source: RefSeq, a predicted model, not a curated record